Molecule: messenger RNA, 1248 nt
Organism: Fusarium coffeatum
Lineage: Eukaryota; Fungi; Ascomycota; Sordariomycetes; Hypocreales; Nectriaceae
Exons: 1
Coding region: 1-1248 (415 amino acids)
Biological process (GO): maturation of LSU-rRNA; maturation of 5.8S rRNA
Cellular component (GO): preribosome, large subunit precursor; nucleolus
Molecular function (GO): rRNA primary transcript binding
Source: RefSeq, a predicted model, not a curated record
AUGGGCUUCACGAAACCGCCUGUUCAGGCGCUUAAGUCUGCUAACAAGCUCAAGCGCAAGGAGCUCUUUGUCCAGUACAAGAAGCAUCAAAACAAAGAGAAACAUGAGGAACGACACCGGCGCAGAAAGGAGGAAGCCAAGGAUCCGGAGCUCAAGGAGGCCCGUUUAGCGAAGCGCAAACCUUCUACGAUCGACUCGAAACGAGUGUGGGAUGAUAUCGAUGAUGACAGUCUCGGUGUUCAGGUGGAUCUCGAGAAGCUGAAGCGCCGUCGCAUCGAAGAGGCCGAAGCAGCAGAGCAGGCCGCUCACGAGGUAGCCAUGCGCGCCGAGGAGGAGCUCGACAGAGACGACGAUGUCGACAGUAUGCUGGCCUCUGAUGAAGAGAUGGACGAGGAGCGACAAGCUGCGCUUGAAAAGAAGAGAGAGCGUCGAGCACAGCGAGACAGUAGUGUCGCGCCGUCUACAACAAGCACAAACCUUGACUUGACGCCCACCUCACUCGCCCUCAAGUUUCCUUCGCUUUUUACUGAUAUCCCCGCCCCAGAGCCAAAGAUCCUGGUUACGACAUCGCUGAACUCUACUUUGCACGAGCAAGCCAACGUCCUUUGCGAGUUCUUCCCCAACAGCUCCUAUGUCCCCAGAUCCGCGCAUCGAUAUGGCCACAAGUAUAGUCUCCGAGAGAUUUGCAAGUAUGCCACGAACCGUGAAUACACGGCUGUCAUUCUUCUUAACGAGGAUUCCAAGAAGCCAACAGGUCUCACGGUUGUGCAUCUACCUUCCGGCCCAACUUUCCACUUCUCAAUCACCAAUUGGAUCGAGGGCAAGAAACUCCCUGGCCACGGAAACCCGACAAACCACUACCCUGAACUCCUGCUCAAUAACUUCAAGACCCCUCUGGGUCUACUGACAGCUAAGCUUUUCAUGACGCUCUUCCCUCCUAGGCCAGAGUUCCAAGGCCGCCAAGUGACAACACUUCACAACCAACGCGAUUACAUCUUUGUGAGGCGGCAUCGUUACGUAUUCCGUGAAAAGCGACAGACAGAGAAGAGUAUUGUCGGCGCUGAUGGCAAGGAGAUCAAGGGCGUGGAAGGUAUUCGUGCCGGUCUGCAAGAGCUGGGCCCUCGGUUCACCUUGAAGCUGAGGAGAGUCGACAAGGGCAUUGGAAGAGCUGGAAGCGACGGCGACGAUGCGACGCAGUGGGAGUGGAAGGCUAAGAUGGAGAAGGAUCGCAAGAGGUUCAACCUGUAA